AUGGACAUGUCUUUGAGCCCUCCAAAGUCGCCUUUGCAAGCGCACAACUUGAAACCAAAGGUGUUCCUUGUGCCAACAUGGUGCAGCAUGUGCAAAGGUGUAUUGGUUGGCAGCGGCUUCCAGUGUACGGGGCCCUGCAAGAUGAGGUGUCAUCUGGGCUUGGGAGCUAACAUGGCCGAGCACUGCAAAGCUGAGCUGCUGCUAAAGACUUGUGAGGAGACUGAGCAAGUCCAAGGAAAGUAUCGCUUUGGCGAUUUGACGAAGCAGAUCUUUAGAAAUGAGCACCAGAGGAUCAAAGACUUGGUGGUCAAGGAAGUCGUGAAAGAGCAGAAAGGCUUUGGCAAGUUUGAGAAGCUCAAGGCCUAUGCAGAAGCCAUUCAGGAGAAAUGGGACCUUCCGAAGAUCAAGCAGUAUGUGCUUUACGGAAUCCUGCUGUCCGACCUGGCCAUUUUUCUUCUAAUCUAUUGUCUUGUGCUCUUGAUCGCCUUGCCUCUGCAUGGCUAUGCCCGAGCGGCGCGUCUCGCUUGGUUCCAGGCAGUGUCCAACUUCACAUCCCUGAGCAUCUUCGAGGGCCUGUUGCUGGUUGGAAUUCAUUUGCUGCUCCACCAGGUACUGCUCUACUCGGAGCUGCUGCAUAGCUUUGUCCGUGAAAUUCUGCAGAUCGACUUGCGAGAAUUGCAGAUUGAUGUGGGAAGAGCUUCUUUGGCGCUUUCUGAAGCUACUUUCUAUGCCUUGCAAAUUUCUGGUGGCAUGGCAGUCCUGGCCAUUUCAAUGUGGUUUAGGGCUGUGGCCAUCGUUUGA
This is a messenger RNA of Durusdinium trenchii, 801 nucleotides long. NCBI's taxonomy places the organism in Eukaryota, Dinophyceae, Suessiales, Symbiodiniaceae. The record is from the annotation of a GenBank genome assembly.